This is a messenger RNA of Aspergillus affinis, 1608 nucleotides long. RefSeq names its product wax synthase family protein. Lineage: Eukaryota; Fungi; Ascomycota; Eurotiomycetes; Eurotiales; Aspergillaceae. The record is from RefSeq and is a predicted model, not a curated record. The transcript has a single exon. Gene Ontology annotation, biological process: lipid metabolic process. Bases 1 to 1608 code for a protein of 535 amino acids.
AUGGCUGAUCCUCUUCCUUCAUCUUACCUCCACAUCCUCCGCAGUCGUCGCGUUCAGUUCGAAUCCCUCAUUGAUCAUGGGCACGUGAAACCAGUCCUACUGUGGCAUCUGGUUGCUUUCUUUCUAGUGCUUCCGGCCUCUUCACUUCUAAUUCCUCGUUCAACUCGGGCUUGUUAUUUGCGUCCCCUGAUCCUAGUUCUUCAUCUCGGCAUCUCGGUCGAGACCCUCCAGUCUCGACGCACUCUGCUCGGUGCCAAUGGGUAUAUUGUAGGGCUGAUUGUCGCCUGGUGGUCAAUAUGGGUGAUGACUCUGUUAGUCUUUCACGAUGCCGAACGUGACUUCCGACGCAUCGAGCGCAGGCCAUUGGGGAAAGGAAAUAGUCAAGAAGAGUCGGUCAGUGAGCGCUCAAAGCAGCAUAUUAUUCGAAACCCAGGAGCCCAGAAUGCGAAACCCCAACGGCCACCGAACGAGGAGUAUCCUGAGCCCCUCGCAUGGCAGACAUAUCCUCGCUCAUGGUCGCAUCGUUUCAAUUGGGUUAUGGGUCUGUUGCUCAAUCUGCGAGGCCCCGAGUGGAACUGGCGCAUUUCAAGUGUCGGUCCUUUUCCUGCCUCGAUAAGAACACAGCUCCACCCGAAACAUCGACAAUCGCGAAGCCAGGAACAGCGCAAGAAACCCCCUAAUUAUAGUGAUGGUCGGGCUCGCAUCCGUGCAGUGGCUUUCGGCUUUCUAAAUGCAUACCUGGCCCUGGACGCAAUCAAAGUACUGAUGAUGCGCGAUCCCUAUUUCUGGGGCAUCGUUUCUUUAUCGCAUUCGCCACCGCCACCCCCGAUUAGCUACAUCUUACCCCCCAUUCCUGGCUUGUUUUGCGUCUACCGACUCGCUCUUUCCGGAAUUGGGAUUUAUGCAGCCCUUGAUUUCGUUACCGCUCUGAACCCUCUUUUCUUCUUGGGACUCUCCUGCGCAUUUCCCAAUGCCUCCCGCGCUCUCACGGCUGUCCCGUUGGACGCUCCCUGGCUAUAUCCAGAAGCCUUCGGCCCCUUCCUAGCCUCCGUCCUAGACCACGGCCUCGCUGGGUGCUGGAGUCGGUGGUGGCAUCAACUCUUCAGAUUUGGUUUUCUCUCGACCGCCCAGUGGCUAAUCUCGUGGCUGCCGCGGCGACUAGCUUCCCAUGCUGGUAUCCGUCGAUUCCUUCUGACCUUAAUCGUCUUUAGCCUGAGCGGUUUGAUCCACGCCAGCGGGAGCUACACUCAGUUCGAAGAAACGCGGCCCUUGUCCGGCACAUUCCUCUUCUUUCUUUUGCAGGGGGCAGGUCUCUUAAUCCAGGACUUGGCUUCUAGGAUUUUGCCAUCAAAGUCACUUCCUCGUUGGCUUUGUCGGACGGCAAAUGCGUCAUUCGCGUUCGGGUGGCUCGUCUUCUCAGGUGGCUAUAUUGCGGACGAUUUCUCGAAAGGGGGUCUCUGGUUGACGGAGCCGUUGCCGCUCAGUCUGUUGCGCGGGUUAGGAUUAGGGCUGGGCGUCGAGGGCGAGGGUUGGUGGUGCUGGAGUGAACCGUGGUUCAAGUGGUGGGAUGAUGGAACAUACUGGGGACGAGGGGUGCGGUUAAUGUGA